This is a messenger RNA of Peromyscus maniculatus bairdii (prairie deer mouse), 5372 nucleotides long. RefSeq names its product transient receptor potential cation channel subfamily V member 3 (gene Trpv3). Gene Ontology annotation, cellular component: cilium; plasma membrane. Lineage: Eukaryota; Metazoa; Chordata; Mammalia; Rodentia; Cricetidae. The record is from RefSeq and is a predicted model, not a curated record. Gene Ontology annotation, biological process: actin filament organization; calcium ion import across plasma membrane; osmosensory signaling pathway. Gene Ontology annotation, molecular function: protein binding; calcium channel activity.
CUAUCUCUGCGCCUAUGAUGAGAGCCUCUCACCUCCCCAGCCACCUUCCUGACGGUGGGUUUUUGGCCCCAGACAUGCGGUGAUCUCAAAGCAAGGACUGCCACCACCACCUGGAACCUUCCAACAAUGAAUGCCCACUCCAAGGAGAUGGUGCCCCUCAUGGGCAGAAGAACCACCGCGCCCAGUGGGAACUCCGUUGUGCUGACUGAGAAGAGGCCGGCAGAUCUCACCCCCACCAAGAAGAAUGCACACUUCUUCCUGGAGAUAGAAGGUUUUGACCCCAACCCUACAGUCACCAAGACCUCUCCUCCCAUCUUCUCCAAGCCAAUGGACUCCAACAUCCGGCAGUGCCACUCAGGCAAUUGUGAUGACAUGGACUCCCCUCAGUCUCCUCAGGAUGAUGUGACAGAGACCCCAUCCAAUCCCAACAGCCCAAGCGCAAACCUGGCCAAAGAAGAACAGAGGCAGAAGAAGAAGCGGCUGAAGAAGCGCAUCUUCACGGCCGUGUCUGAGGGCUGCGUGGAGGAGCUGUGGGGACUGCUGCAGGAGCUGCAAGAGCUCUGCAAGCGGCGCCGCGGCCUGGACGUGUCUGACUUCCUCAUGCACAAGCUGACAGCCUCAGACACCGGGAAGACCUGCCUGAUGAAAGCUUUGCUCAACAUCAACCCCAACACCAAAGAGAUCGUGCGGAUCCUGCUUGCCUUCGCUGAGGAGAACGGCAUCCUGGACAGGUUCAUCAAUGCCGAGUACACGGAAGAGGCCUAUGAAGGGCAGACGGCGCUGAACAUCGCCAUCGAGCGGCGCCAGGGAGACAUCACAGCGGUGCUCAUAGCAGCGGGCGCUGACGUCAACGCGCAUGCCAAGGGUGUCUUCUUCAACCCCAAAUACCAGCACGAAGGCUUCUAUUUCGGUGAGACACCCCUGGCCUUGGCAGCAUGUACCAACCAGCCCGAGAUUGUGCAGCUGCUGAUGGAGAAUGAGCAGACGGACAUCACCUCCCAGGACUCUCGGGGAAACAACAUCCUGCACGCGCUGGUGACAGUGGCUGAGGACUUCAAGACCCAGAAUGACUUUGUUAAGCGCAUGUAUGAUAUGAUCCUGCUGAGGAGCGGCAAUUGGGAGCUGGAGACCAUGCGCAACAAUGACGGACUCACGCCACUGCAGCUGGCUGCCAAGAUGGGCAAGGCCGAGAUCCUGAAGUACAUCCUCAGUCGUGAGAUCAAGGAGAAGCCUCUCCGGAGCCUGUCCAGGAAGUUCACGGACUGGGCAUAUGGGCCUGUGUCAUCCUCGCUCUAUGACCUCACCAACGUAGACACCACGACAGAUAACUCGGUGCUGGAGAUCAUUGUCUACAACACCAACAUUGACAACCGGCAUGAGAUGCUGACCCUGGAGCCCCUGCACACGCUGCUGCACAUGAAGUGGAAGAAAUUUGCCAAGUACAUGUUCUUCUUGUCCUUCUGCUUCUAUUUCUUCUACAACAUCACCUUGACCCUCGUCUCUUACUACCGUCCCCGGGAUGAUGAGGACCUCCCACACCCCUUGGCCCUGGCACACAAGAUGAGUUGGCUGCAACUGCUAGGGAGGAUGUUUGUUCUUAUCUGGGCCACGUGCAUCUCCGUGAAAGAGGGCAUUGCCAUUUUCCUGCUGAGACCCUCCGAUCUGCAGUCUAUCCUGUCAGAUGCCUGGUUUCAUUUUGUCUUUUUUGUCCAAGCUGUGCUUGUGAUACUGUCUGUCUUCUUGUACUUGUUUGCCUACAAAGUAUACCUCGCCUGCCUCGUGCUGGCCAUGGCCCUGGGCUGGGCGAACAUGCUGUACUACACAAGAGGCUUCCAGUCCAUGGGCAUGUACAGCGUCAUGAUCCAGAAGGUCAUUUUGCACGAUGUUCUGAAGUUCUUGUUUGUUUACAUCCUGUUCUUACUUGGAUUUGGAGUAGCGCUGGCCUCGCUGAUUGAGAAGUGCGCCAAAGACAAAAAGGACUGCAGCUCUUAUGGCAGCUUCAGCGACGCAGUGCUGGAGCUCUUCAAGCUCACCAUAGGCCUGGGCGACCUGAACAUCCAGCAGAACUCCACCUACCCCAUCCUCUUCCUCUUCCUCCUCAUCACCUACGUCAUCCUCACCUUCGUCCUCCUCCUCAACAUGCUCAUUGCUCUGAUGGGGGAGACGGUGGAGAAUGUCUCCAAAGAGAGUGAGCGGAUCUGGCGCUUGCAGAGAGCCAGGACCAUCUUGGAGUUUGAGAAAAUGUUACCAGAAUGGCUGAGAAGCAGAUUCCGCAUGGGAGAGCUGUGCAAAGUAGCAGAUGAGGACUUCCGGCUGUGUCUGCGGAUCAACGAGGUGAAGUGGACGGAAUGGAAAACACACGUGUCCUUCCUUAAUGAAGACCCAGGGCCCAUAAGACGGACAGCAGAUUUGAGCAAAAUUCAAGAUUCUUCCAGGUGCAAUAGUAAAACCACCCUCUAUGCAUUUGAUGAACUAGAUGAAUUUCCAGAAACAUCGGUGUAGAAGCCUGGCUUAGAGCUGGUAUGAACACCGUGGUCUGAUGCUGAGGUACUGUGCAGAGUGCUGAAUUAGAAGCAAAAUGCUCCUCACACUGAUUGGUGGCUGCUGAGGAGCAGCUGUCAGGAUCUGAAAGGAAAGCACCUUGGGUUUUGUGACUUGAGGGAGGUGAGUACAACCUCGUGACCAGCGGCCCUGAGUCUGGAAGUCUCCUGAAGUCCAGGGUGAGGAGGCACCUGCAGGUUGGCUCGGCUCCAAGACACAUGUGCUGGGGAAGGAAGGAAGGAGAUGGGGUCUGAGGAGUGGGGAGCAGCCUCCCCUCCUGCUCUGGCCCUAUUGUUGGGGCCAGCUGCAGCUCACAGGUUCCUCCUCUACCUCCCCAGCUAUGACCACAUCUCCUGAAUUUGUGGGAGACUUUUGAUCCUGUCCCAGAAUGUGCAGAGGGCCUGAGCUAAGCCAGAUCUUCUGGGGAAGGAGGGGCGUGAGCUAUGGAAAUGCCCUUCCAGAGCCUCCAGCAAACAGGAAACUGGACUCCAUCCUUGGGAUGAAAUCCAAGGCUAAAACUGUCUCCAACCGAGAGACGUUUUUAAUAAUGAAUUGGCACAAGGUUUUUAUUUUUAGUUCAGAAAAGCCAUUUCAGUUUUGAAUGAAAAUUACUUCAGAUGAAGUAAGCAACUUUAAAAGCUGAGAACUAGAUUUUAGGCUUUUGGACUAGAUGUAAGUAUUAUAUACUAGGUCUCAGGGUAGCCAGAGUCAGGACAAUAAGCUUUUCUUCACAUACACGAAGCCUGAGGGAGACAGGCUGUGAUCUGGGGGAAGGGUUUGGGGCCUGUCCUCUUCCAGUCUCACCCAGUGCUGGCCUUACUUUAUCUGAGACAGUGAUCUGUUUACAGGGUCUUAAAACUCGGAGGUGACGAGCACACGCACUGUUUCACAUUGGGGGAAUUCAGCAAGAUACCUGAAACGCACUGCUAGCAUACGUUUUUGUUAACUGUGAAUUUUGAAUCUGUAGCAGAAGCCUUCUGAAGAAAGAAGGUCUGCCAGACUUGGGGCUUAUUUUCAUAUCCUCAGCCUCAGAUUUUUCUUCUCCUUGAAAUUUCAGAGUCAGUUUGGAGAUAGAAGAAUUUUUCCAGUGACUAGAAAUGCAAUAAUGUCCCUUCCUACUCUUCUGUUAUUUACUAAAAGGAUUCACAUGGAAAGGUGUGAGAUGAAAUUAUAGAUGUUUACAAUUUUUUUAAAAAAAUGUUAAAUGGAUCAGAAAUAAGUUGGGUCUUUAGAAAACUUGGCAUUUGGUGAGCUAAUCUGACUGGAGACCAGGUAAUGCAGUCCAUUCUGGCAGUCUUCUCCAUUCUGCAAUGUUCUGUGUGCCAGCUUAACUGGGCAGGUGAAAAGUUGGCCAUUCCGUCCUGCAUGGCCAGGUGGAACACUGGAGACUGCCCAGACUGCCCAGAUAUGCUCCCAACGGGCAGAAAUGGGGACAGAAAUAGAUUAAGAUUGUGGUUCCAUUCAGGAAACAGCUGCCUCAGCUUUUGGAGGUGUUCAAGAAAUGAGCAUUUAUGGGGGAAGAUGUUGACAAAAGCAAUCAGGUGAAUUUAAGGUUCCUAGACAUUCUACAAACCAGUAUUAUACAGCUGGAGCCCCUCUGAGUUAUCUUGAACAGAUGUCCUUGUUUGAAGUGUAACCAUUGGCUCUAGGGAGCUAGGACUCUAGCUUUGCUUUGACUUGAAGUUGGUAGAUAAAACCACUUAGCUUUGCAUUUCCCACUGGGAUGGAAGGUGGGCAAUUGGGAAGAUAGAAACAACGAGCUGGACCUUCGUCUUCUUACGUGUUGUAGAGAUCUGCUUUCUGUGGAUCCAGAUGGAAUUUGUUGACAAAACCAUUUCUGAACUGGAUAUUCAUCUAAAUGUGAGAUUCCCCAAAGGCUUUCAGCCCGGAGGGUCAAGCUAAGAGGGUUCAUCAAACCAAGGAAGGGAAGCUUGACAAAAACUGUCCUGCUCAAAAGGACCAAAUUCCUCACCGUAUGCCUGGACACUCAGGCUCUGGAAUGAACAUAGACUUGUUCAAAGUCAUGUCAGAGCAGGUGAGGCUAGGAUGUCCUCAUAUCUGGGCCACAGGUAUCCUUCUGCACAGCUUUUAUCAUUGGGUCUUUUUGUAGUUGGCACAUUCAGGGGCUAGGUUUUUUUCCCCUCACAUGACUUGGAAGUUAGCAUUGUCCUUACAACCCCAAUGACAAGUCUACACAUCAAAUGUGCCUAAAGCCACACAAUAACAACAUAAUAACAACAAAACAAUACACACCACUGACUCCAUGGGCCUAUCAGGACAUCCUUAAAACUCCAUGAUUUACAUUUCAGUAAUGUAGGGGGAAGAGGUUUUCCAGGGAUAGGAUCGAAAAUACUCAGACAGUAGUGGCAAACCCUGUUUUGGCUGAACAUUUCCCCAGGAAGAGAUCUGUAUUCUAGACAUUAGGUUGUGUGUCUGGAAUAACACAGGUGCUUACCUUCCUUCCCGGUGCCGGGGGAAGGAGUAAUAAGUUGUACUGUGAAGUCAUUGAGCUCUUAGGCACCUGCCCAAGAGAGUACAGUAUUAUUGAGGUUCCUUUCCUUUCUCAGGGCCUGGUGACUGUCUCCUUUAGCUCUGGGUGAGGCUCAGGGAGACAGGCCCUCACCAGAGUCUGUAAGCCAUACUUGACUUCUGCAUUGACUUAGAUGUUUUUAAUCUUAUUUUAUAGUUACUGUGACCUUAGUUCCAGAUACAGAAUUAUCAUCUUGUUCUCACUGGAUGUGCCUGAUUCUUGUAAAAAUUAAUUUAUAGACUGUUCUUAGGGUUGUAUGUGUGAAACUACAUGUUCAAGAAAUCAUAAAAAGGAAGACUGC